AUGUGUUCAACAGGAGUUCACACUCGUCCUAUAGCAGUCAUUGUAGCUGAUUUUAAUGGUGACAAUCAAUCGGAUAUCGCUGUGGCUAAUUCGAAUACUAGCAGUGUUGGUGUAUUUAUCGGAUAUAGUAACGGAAGUCUUACGAAUAUUGUUGAAUAUUUUACUGGUGGUGAUUCUCAUCCAUCUUCGAUUACUGCCAAUGAUUUCAAUAAUGAUAAUCAAUUGGAUAUGGCCGUCACCGAUUCUGUUGGCAACAAAUUAUUUAUACUUCGAAGCUAUGGUAACGGAACGUUUGUACAAGAUUCAGUAAUUGAGUUUGGUUUUCAAGCUCGACCGAGUUGUGUCGUUCAUGGGACCUUUAAUAAAGACGAAAAUAUGGAUCUAGCUGUUGCUAAUCACGACCAAGGAAAUAUUGCAAUUAUUUUGAAAGAAUGUUAA
Messenger RNA from Rotaria sp. Silwood1, 438 nucleotides. The record is from the annotation of a GenBank genome assembly. Lineage: Eukaryota; Metazoa; Rotifera; Eurotatoria; Philodinida; Philodinidae.